AUGGAAAAACAAGAUGCAACAUUUUUGUCUAGGAAUGCUGCAGCGCAUUUGUGCUCAGAUGUGAGAGCAGUCGGGAUUAGUUUGGAGUGUCUAGCAAGUUUGAAUAGCCUACUUGACGAGGUACUUGCUAGGAUACUCACACAGUCACGCUCCUUCAGACUGGGUUUGAUAAGGAGGGCAACAUUAGAUGUAUUCCCGGUAGGAUUCGGACAAAAUGCUAUCACAGAAGCCGAAUUGAAGCUGCAGGCAACCCAUCCACUGGGUAGCGCAGAUGGAAUGUUUGAUAGCGACAGGAUAGAAGACUACGAGUUGGAUGCUGCUUUUAAGGCAUUGAGAUACCACACUAUAUUAAAGUCAAAGUAUUCCGAUCCUGUGAGACAGUCUAUUUCGUUGGCCGCGUCACUUGAGAAACAACUCUAUCAGCUAGUAGAGAGUGACAUUGGGAGUAUAGCUACAGCUGCGAUAUUCGUCUCAGCGGUACUAGAGCAUGUCGCACAAAUUAUCUGCCAGGAUCUCAGUACUGUUGUAGUGCGCUACUCGAGCAAAUCUGAGGCAAUGCUGAGUGACCUCUAUGACGCAAUCCAAGAGAACGACAGAUUGAGUUCGCUCAUACAUGGUAUGCUUGUCAAAGAUAUGAUAGAAUCGCAAGUCAAGAGCGCGGAAGAAAGAAGACGUUCGAUGAACAGCCAAGUAAGCAGAAUUAACAGCUUCGCUAGUUUGAAUAGGAGGGACAAACCAGCCGCCAUCGAUACAUCAGGCAGUCUGCAUCGCCGUUCGAGCAGUUGGAGAAUGUUUGGGGGAGUCUAUACCCCAACAUCCGCGAAUUCAGAAGGGAGUAUAACAAAGCGCUCUUCUGUGUACUUCAAGAAUAAAUUCAAAAAUUCAAACCAUACUGAGACUGCAACAGAGAAUAAAUUUGACAGGGUCAUACAGAAUAAACAGACUCUGAAGUUAUCACUCACACCGAACAGCGUUGAUACGAGAACAACGAGAACGAUGUCAACAAGAUCCAAGCAGGGAUAUUACGAUGACCAUCUCGAUGAGGCAGAUGAGUUCGAUGACGAUGUUGUUUACACGAAACCGAAGGAGUCCCUGAUGGACUUCUUGAACAGUACACCACCAUGGGAACACCAAAAGGAGAGCAGAUCAAUCAACAGUCUUCCUUCUAGUGUAGACGAUGAACCGAACUCGCAACAAAACCAUAAGACAGCUGGCUUGUCGGAUUUCAGCAGGGAUUUGAUAGCCUUCCUGAAUACAGAGCCACCCGGGAAUCCGAAACCACCGCUGCAGCCAAAGAAGAGCUCUAGCAAGUUCAAGUCAAUCUUUAAAUCCUCGAAGCACGCACACAAUAACUCAAACAAUUCAAUUUUGAACACCACGACCGGUUUCCCAGUGAAUUUAUCCGCGAACUCCACUGCAAAGUCAAGUUCAUCAACUAUACGCCACCCAGACGUUCCAUUAAAGUCACCAUCACCUGCUAUACCCUCAAUACGCUCCGAGACAUCCUUGAAACAAUCAGAAGUCCUGCCACAGGUGCCAGUAGAACCACAACCGCCACCACAGCCGCAGCCACAGGUACAAGAUAAGCUUCCACCAAUACAAUCUCCACUUCCAAUGUCAACGAGCUUUACUAGAUCACCAUCACCACAACGCUCGACUUCACCAGCUUCUUACGUACAAAUACAGCAAUCACCAAAGCUCUCAGCAGCACAAGCGCAACAAUAUCCGAUACCAAGCUCGAGCUCUGCAAUUGCUGACCAGUACGCAGCUGCUGUUUUGAGGAGAACUCAAUCUUCGCAAGAUAACCUCAAUCUAAGUCCACCAAUGCCUGCCAUUAGUCGCACUUCUAGUCUUAAUACCGAUGAAAUGGCGCCAUCAAUGACGCCAUCAUUCAGCGCUCCUUUACCUGCGCGCGUGCGCUCUCAUAGUGUCAAAAGGAAGGGUAAACCAGCUACACCACGCAAACCAGUACCUGCAUUGGUUGACGUCGAAAGAGGUGAAAAGUAUCAAUCUGGCUCUAGCUAUUCACACAAUCAAUCGUCAUCAGAAAAGCAUACUAGUACAUCAACAAAUGGUAGAUUUAGCUCUGGCAAAUACAGCUCCGGAGUACAGACUAUGCCCGAAUCAGUCACUUCUAGUGAAUACGUCCAUAAAGAGAAGUUGGUUAGGAUGCAUAAGAUAGUUAACAACGCACAGACACUCGAUGAGUGUAAGUUGUUUAUUGACGCUUUCUUGAAAUCUUUAGAGAUACCUACAUCUAUACCAUCCACAUCUACAUCUGCUUCGAUGAAGCCACAGUCAAGCAGUAGUGUUGGAGCGAACUCGCGACAAUCACAACAAUCGCAACGUUCUUAUCAUUCCCAGGUUUCACAAUCAUCCCAAGAUAAUAGAUCAUCAAAUACCGGAUCGAGCUCUGCUUUGAAUGCCGUGCCAAUUGCACCAUCAAUCGAAGAGAAUAAAUCAGAGGAGGAGAAAGAAACACAAAGUGAAGCUGGUAGUGCUAGUGUUAGUAAAAUGUCGUCACCUCAGCAAAACCACACGGUAGAGAUUGAUCAUGCUAGUUCACAAUCGUCGUUGCCUCAAAUUAUUGAGAGGGAAGGUAGCGAAACUAACGGGGGUAACCUUCAAAGCAACGCUACGCCUACAGAGUCGGCUACACCCAUCACUCCAACUGCUGCUACACCAUACCCUUCAGUGUCCAUGAAGAAAGGAAUGGAAGAGCAUGACGACAAUUUCGUUACAAAGUGGCUCAUGAGUGAUCAACAACCGCAUAACGGUAUUCAAGUUGAACUUUCUGAUGCUAUUUAAGAUAUACACUUCCUGAAAUUUGUUUGUUUUGUUUUUGUUUUGGUUAACCAAUUUAUUAUUUACUUAUAAUUCUAAACCCGUUGAUGGUGCUGGAGGUGUCUCUUUAGGUGCUUCCUCGUGUGUGUUGAGACGUAAUGCUUUCGCGUACUUGAGUAAUGAUAUGCGCUCAUUUUGACUUGCAAUAGUGUAUUCAUUCUCCUUUAUAACGCCAUUUACGAGCUCUGUAUCAUCUCCAUUAUCGUCUGAUAGCCUCCUGAGCUGUUCUUCAUCCUCCAUCGCCUGGAUUUCUUGGUCUCUGGAACCGAUCGAUUGUGCUUCAAAGCUGCCUUCUAUGAGUUUAUUUUGAGAUUUCUUUGGUAAGAAAGCUAAAAGCUCUUUAUUUGUACGUUCUAAGUGGUAUACGCUGUUUUCUAAGCGCUUUAUCUGCUCAUCUAUGACAUCCAAUGGCCAAUCUUUUAUUUCGUUAAACG
This is a messenger RNA of Wallemia mellicola CBS 633.66, 3278 nucleotides long. RefSeq lists its product as hypothetical. The coding region runs from base 1 to 2808 and encodes 935 amino acids. The transcript is spliced from 6 exons. NCBI's taxonomy places the organism in Eukaryota, Fungi, Basidiomycota, Wallemiomycetes, Wallemiales, Wallemiaceae. The record is from RefSeq and is a predicted model, not a curated record. Gene Ontology annotation, molecular function: protein heterodimerization activity.